Messenger RNA from Diatraea saccharalis (sugarcane borer), 1773 nucleotides. The record is from the annotation of a GenBank genome assembly. Lineage: Eukaryota; Metazoa; Arthropoda; Insecta; Lepidoptera; Crambidae.
GUCCAUUAUUGAUUUACACACUGGUAUCACUACCAAUACUCCCCACCGGAAGUGACACUGUGUCGUCUUCAAGUUCCAGCUGAAAAGCCAUUUCUCGUCCAUUCUGUUGGAGUCUUGCUCGGAUAUUACACGCUGUUUGUAAUCCGUGACUAACCAAAAAUGGGAAAGGAAAAGAUUCACAUUAACAUUGUCGUCAUUGGACACGUCGAUUCCGGCAAGUCCACGACCACCGGUCACUUGAUCUACAAAUGCGGUGGUAUCGACAAACGUACCAUUGAGAAGUUCGAGAAGGAAGCCCAGGAAAUGGGCAAAGGUUCCUUCAAAUACGCGUGGGUAUUGGACAAACUGAAAGCCGAGCGUGAGCGUGGUAUUACUAUUGACAUCGCUUUAUGGAAGUUUGAAACUAGCAAAUACUAUGUCACUAUCAUCGACGCCCCUGGACACAGAGAUUUCAUCAAGAACAUGAUCACUGGAACCUCGCAAGCUGAUUGCGCUGUACUCAUCGUCGCCGCUGGUACCGGUGAGUUCGAAGCUGGUAUUUCCAAGAAUGGACAGACCCGUGAGCAUGCUCUGCUCGCCUUCACCCUAGGUGUCAAACAGCUUAUCGUGGGUGUCAACAAAAUGGAUUCCACUGAGCCACCAUACAGUGAAUCACGUUUCGAGGAAAUCAAGAAGGAAGUCUCUUCUUACAUCAAGAAAAUCGGUUACAAUCCAGCUGCUGUCGCUUUCGUCCCUAUUUCUGGUUGGCACGGAGACAACAUGUUGGAGCCAUCCACCAAAAUGCCCUGGUUCAAGGGAUGGCAAGUUGAGCGCAAGGAAGGCAAAGCUGAGGGUAAGUGCCUCAUUGAGGCUCUUGAUGCCAUCCUGCCACCAGCCCGCCCCACAGACAAGCCCCUGCGUCUUCCCCUGCAAGAUGUCUACAAAAUCGGCGGUAUUGGUACGGUGCCCGUAGGCCGUGUCGAGACUGGUAUUCUCAAGCCUGGAACCAUUGUUGUAUUUGCCCCUGCCAAUAUCACCACUGAAGUUAAGUCUGUAGAGAUGCACCACGAAGCUCUCCAAGAAGCCGUACCUGGUGACAAUGUUGGUUUCAACGUCAAGAACGUUUCUGUCAAGGAGCUGCGUCGUGGUUACGUCGCUGGCGACUCCAAAAACAACCCACCCAAGGGUGCCGCAGAUUUCACAGCUCAGGUUAUUGUGCUUAACCACCCUGGACAGAUCUCCAAUGGUUACACACCAGUACUGGAUUGCCAUACAGCCCACAUUGCCUGUAAAUUCGCUGAAAUCAAAGAGAAAGUUGACCGUCGUACUGGUAAAUCCACUGAAGAUAAUCCCAAAUCUAUCAAAUCUGGUGAUGCUGCUAUUGUUAACCUAGUUCCUUCUAAGCCUCUGUGCGUAGAGUCCUUCCAAGAAUUCCCUCCUCUAGGUCGUUUUGCUGUGCGUGACAUGAGGCAAACAGUAGCUGUUGGUGUCAUCAAGGCAGUCAACUUCAAGGAAGCUGGUGGUGGCAAAGUCACUAAGGCUGCUGAAAAGGCCACUAAGGGCAAGAAGUAGCUAGCACUGUCAACAGCACAAUUUUUCAUCCGACUGCGAUACUUCAUACACCGUAAGGUGUUCAGAAGGAAAGAAGGGCUACAAACUCAUUCCUUUUCUAUAUUUUUUACAAGGCUUAUACUGUAACAUUAUUUUAUAAUUUAUAUAAGGUUAUACAUAUAUCUGAAAUAUUUUGUUAUGACUGCAACUAAAGUGUAAAUUCAUAGAAUAAAAGUAGCCUCC